AUGACCCUGCCAAAGCCGCCUAAAACGGCGGCGGAUCCACCGCGGGCGCUUUCGGCUGCCGACGCUCUCACACCGCUCAUCGAGUCGACAUACACUUCCCCAGCAAUCACCUGCUAUAUCAACGGGAGGAGAACAGUUAUUGACAAUCCUAAUCCACACUGGACGCUUCUCGACUAUGUCCGCGCGCAGCCGAAUCUCAAGGGCACGAAGCUGGGAUGUGGCGAAGGUGGAUGCGGCGCGUGCACAGUCGUGCUCCAGGUUCCAGAUGCACAGUCAGGGAAGAGGAGGAUAAAGCAUCUUGCCGUGAACGCGUGUCUGUUUCCUUUGCUCGGCAUCGAUGGCAAGCAUGUCAUUACCGUUGAAGGCAUCGGCAGCGUGGAGAAGCCGCAUCCCCUCCAGGAGAGGGUUGCGAAACUCCACGGCAGUCAGUGCGGCUUCUGCACGCCAGGUAUCAUCAUGAGCCUUUACGCAAUGGUCAGAAAUGCCUAUGACCCGGACACCAAGAAGUUCAACUUGAGCGAGCGCGACAUCGAGAUGGAGGGCCACCUGGAUGGUAACCUCUGCCGGUGUACGGGCUACAAGCCGAUUCUGAAGGCUGCGAAGACUUUUGUUACCGAGGAUCUCAGGGGUCAGUUGGCCGAAGAGUCAGCUGGAGAAGAGGAUGCGAAACUGGAAAAGGAAAUCGUUGACCUGGUUCGUAACGGAUGUGGGGGGCCUUCUAAGGUGUCGUGCGGACGCCCCGGUGGCUGCUGUCGGGAUGUACCCUCGGAUAGCAGUUCAGCUGAGAGCAAAUCAUCCGCCUCUACGCCUCCAACCGAGCCUUCCACUGCAGCGGACGAUGAGCAUAUACCCGCUAUCGUCGGCGCGAAGAAGAAUCCGGAGCAAGAUCCUGCUGUCAGUGGUGCAACCUACGCGAAACCUCUGAAGAGCAAAGAGAACGAGAGCGCGGCUGGCGAGGUAAAAACAACGACUUCUCUUGAAGCUCCAGUUGCAGGUUCAGAGAAGGGUGUACCCCAUAUUCAAUUUCAAGAGUAUGCUCCCGGGACCGAGCUUAUCUUUCCCUCAGCCCUGUGGAAGUAUGAGCCUCAACCUUUGUGCUACGGCAACGAGAGGAAAAUAUGGUUCAGGCCUACGAGGCUAGAGCAGCUUGUCCAACUCAAAGACGCAUAUCCCUCCGCGAAGCUCGUGGGCGGCGCGAGCGAGGUCCAAGUCGAGGUCCGCUUCAAGAACUCGGACUUCGCAGUAUCAGUUUAUGUGUCUGAUAUCCCGGAGCUGAAGCAGACGAAAAUGCCGCUGGAGGCAGAGCUGGAGACUGCGAAAGAGCUCGUCGUUGCUGCCAACACUCCGCUUACGGAGUUAGAGGCUAUUUGCAAAGAGGUCUACGCCAAACUCGGUAAACGCGCUAUGGUUCUGGAAGCCCUGCGAAAGCAGCUGCGAUACUUCGCAGGUCGGCAGAUUCGCAACGUCGCGUCGCUCGCCGGAAACAUUGCUACGGCGUCUCCGAUCUCUGAUGCGAAUCCCGUAUUGAUGGCUGCUGGGGCCACGCUGGAAGCAGUCAACAAGUCGAAGGGGACCAUCGAUCUCCCAAUGCCAAAGUUCUUCAUUGCCUAUCGAACUACGUCCCUGCCGCCAGAUGCUAUUCUGAGUCGCGUUAGGAUCCCAUUGCCCGGGCCAGACGUACGUCAAGUGUUGAAAGCCUACAAGCAGGCGAAGAGGAAGGACGACGAUAUCGCAAUCGUCACUGCAGCUUUCAGGGUCAGACUUGAUCCAGAAGGUCUGGUUGAAGACGUAUCCCUGGUUUACGGUGGCAUGGCUCCGACAACAAAGGAAUCCCUCAAGACGCAAGAAGCUUUGCGGGGUAGGCCGUGGUUCUCCUCCGAGACGCUGGAUAUUGCGUUGGUCGCUUUGCUGCAAGAUUACGAUCUCUCGUUUAGCGUCCCCGGCGGAAUGGCCGAUUACCGCAAGACGCUGACACUGUCGCUGUUUUUCCGAUUCUGGCAUGAAUCUGCCGCUGAGCUUGGGCUUGGCGAUGUGGAUGAAGAAGUCGCCAACGAGAUCCAUCGUGCCAUAUCCACUGGUUCUCGCGAUGACUACAAUCCAUACGAGCAGCGCAUAGUCGGCAAGCAGAUUGCGCAUCUCUCUGCCCUCAAGCAGUGCACGGGCGAAGCGGAAUACAUCGAUGACAUGCCUCGCCAGGACCGUGAGCUCUUCGGAGGUCUGGUUCUCUCAUUGAAAGCCCAUGCGAAGCUCAUCAGCGUAGACUUCGAGCCCGCACUAGCUAUGCCUGGAGUGGUGGGUUACAUCGACAAGACCAGUCUCCCGAAGGAAGCAAACAUUUGGGGAUCUAUCCGGAAGGACGAGCCAUUUUUCGCCGAUGGAGAAGUCCUCCACGACGGACAGGUUAUCGGCAUGGUGUACGCCGAGUCCACCCUAGAAGCUCAGGCUGCUGCGAAAGCUGUCAAGGUGGAGUACGAACCGCUACCCGCUAUCCUGACGAUCGACGAAGCGAUCGAAGCCAAGAGCUUCUUUGCACACGGCAAGGUUCUGAGAAAAGGUCUCGCUAUCGAUGACAAAAUGGACAAGGCUUUCGCACAGUGCGACCGCAUCUUCGAAGGCCAGACGAGGAUGGGUGGCCAGGAGCAUUUCUACCUGGAGACUAACGCGGCGCUCGUGAUACCGUCUGGGGAAGACGGAUGCAUGGAGGUGUGGUCAUCCACCCAGAACACCAUGGAGACGCAAGAGUUCGUGUCUGCUGUAACAGGGGUACCAAGCAACCGCAUCAAUGCUCGUGUCAAGCGCAUGGGUGGUGGCUUUGGAGGCAAGGAGUCAAGAAGUGUUCCUUUCGCUUGCUACCUCGCCAUCGCAGCCAAGAAGGAGAAGAGACCUAUGCGACUCAUGCUCAACCGCGACGAGGACAUGCUUCUCAGUGGUCAGCGGCAUCCGGUUCAGGCGCGAUGGAAAGUGGGUGUAUCGAAAGAGGGCAAACUACUCGCGCUUGAUGCAGACGUGUACGACAAUGCAGGAUUCUCCCAGGACAUGAGCGGAGCAGUCAUGGACCGUUGUCUCACCCACUUCGAUAACUCGUACGAAUGCCCGCACGUCUUCCUCCGAGGGCACGUGUGCAAGACCAACAUCCACAGUAACACAGCGUACAGAGGCUUCGGCGCGCCUCAGGGCAUGUACUUCGCCGAAACUGUACUGUACAACAUUGCGGAAGGCCUCGGCAUGGACAUUGACGAGCUGCGAUUGAAGAACCUAUACAAGGUUGGCGAACACACUCCUUUCUUACAAAAGAUCGACGGAGACUGGCACGUGCCACUUCUUCUAGAGCAGCUGCAACGGUCAUCCGGGUACGAUAAGAGGAAAGCUGCCGUAGCAGAGUUCAACGCUAAGAAUCGCUGGAAGAAGCGAGGCAUCUGUCUUAUCCCUACGAAGUUUGGACUCAGCUUUGCGACCGCGCUGCAUCUCAACCAAGCCAGUGCCUACAUCAAAAUCUAUCAUGACGGCAGCGUGCUGCUGCACCAUGGAGGAACAGAAAUGGGCCAAGGCCUAUACACGAAGAUGUGCCAAAUCGCGGCGCAGGAGCUCGGCACGCCACUCGAUGCGAUUUUCACACAGGACAGCCAGACAUAUCAAAUCGCCAACGCUUCGCCCACCGCCGCGUCGUCUGGCUCCGACCUCAACGGCAUGGCGGUGAAGAACGCGUGUGAUCAGCUCAACGAGCGCUUGAAGCCAUAUCGUGAGAAGCUCGGCAAAGACGCACCGCUCAAGGCAAUUGCGCACGCGGCGUAUCUCGACCGGGUCAAUUUGGCAGCUAAUGGCUUUUGGAAGAUGCCCCGCAUAGGGUAUCAGUGGGGCAACUUUGAUGUCGAGACCGUCAAGCCGAUGUACUACUACUUUACUCAAGGGGCGGGGGUGUCGGAAGUUGAGGUUGACCUACUGACGGGUGAUCACACUGUGUUGAGGACGGAUUUGAUGAUGGACGUCGGCAACUCCAUCAAUCCCGCAAUCGACUACGGUCAAAUCGAGGGCGCCUUCGUCCAAGGACAAGGCCUCUUCACCAUCGAAGAGACCCUCUGGACACGCACCGGCGAACUCUUCACCCGUGGACCAGGGACCUACAAGAUCCCCGGCUUCAGCGACAUCCCGCAAGUCUUCAACGUCAGUUUGCUGCGUCACGACAACGAUGGUAAGCCUCUAUCGUGGAAUCAUCUUCGGAGCGUGCAGAGUAGCAAGGGCAUCGGCGAACCGCCCUUGUUCUUGGGAAGCACGGUGUUCUUUGCGCUAAGGGAGGCGGUCAAGGCCGCGAGGCAGAUGAAUGGGCAGAGUAUUGUGGGUGGACUGGGCGAGGAGGCAUGGAAGCUGGAUAGUCCGGCGACGGCGGAAAGGUUGAGGUUGGCGGUGGGGGAUGAUUUGGUGAGGAGGGCGGAGGUUAGGCGCAAGGAGGGGGAGACGGACUUCUUUGUUGCGGUUGCGUAG
Messenger RNA from Trematosphaeria pertusa, 4479 nucleotides. RefSeq lists its product as uncharacterized. The transcript has 2 exons. The record is from RefSeq and is a predicted model, not a curated record. Gene Ontology annotation, molecular function: oxidoreductase activity; iron ion binding; FAD binding. Bases 1 to 4479 code for a protein of 1492 amino acids. NCBI's taxonomy places the organism in Eukaryota, Fungi, Ascomycota, Dothideomycetes, Pleosporales, Trematosphaeriaceae.